AAUGCUGAAAUCUAUAGGUUAAAAAAGCAAUCUUAAGUGUACAAAACGGUUUUGAAAACACUAAAAGUCUGUUUGUUUUCUUUCCAGGUGGAGCUGCCAUUGAUCACAUUGGGGAAUUCAUAAGAGAUGACAAUGGAGAGACGAAUUGCCGGCGUAAUCUACAUAUUGAUCACUUUCGCUCUCGUUAAUGAAAUGUCAAUAAACGUAUACGCGAGGGACAACAACAACAAGAGGCGCACCAAAGAGAAGAGCGGAGGCUUCCAAAAGAAUAUUUGUGACAUCACAGACCGAGAUUCAAAAGUACACUGCUACUGCGAAAAUACUAGGGAACUGAGGAAUGCGACCAAGGCGGAAUGUUGGGUGUUCAACGGCGGAAUACCGCGGGACGACCUCAUCUGGCAGAGUUUUGCCUCACAACCAACUUUGCAAACUUUGUCUUUUAGCGUCCGAGUCGAUGGCGCUUUGGAGUAUAUACCUAAAAAGGCAUUAUUCUAUUUACAGCGCUUGAGGUCAAUUAGUAUAAAGUACGGCAACAUAGUCGACGUCACACCUUACUCGUUAGCCAACUUAACCAACCUCAAGGAAGCGAGUUUAUCCCAAAACCAAAUCGAAAAUUUACAGCAGUACGCGUUCGCUCACUUACCUAAUAUAACGACGCUAAAUUUAGAAGAAAAUAUGAUCAUAGACAUCGAUGCUGAAGCUUUUUACGAUUUGCCGAAACUGCAGAAGCUGGUGUUCACAAAGAAUAAUAUAUCGACGAUCAGAAACGGUACAUUUCAGCACACGUUCAAUUUGCUGGAAUUGGAUUUGAAUAAGAACAACAUAUACUAUUUGAACCGUAGGACAUUCGAUGGAUUGGCGAAUCUGAAGAAAUUGGAUUUGAGAAAGAAUCGAAUACAAAAUUUAACGGAAUUCACGUUUGCCGAGCUGUGGAAUCUACAGGAAUUACUGUUGGGGAAGAAUGAUUUGCGGUAUAUAUCGGAGAGGGCAUUCGACGGUCUGUCUCAACUGAGAAAGUUGUCCCUUGAUGACAAUAAACUCGCUUCUCUCCCGUCGGGACUCUUCGAGGGAGUGAGGGGACUCAGCUCUUUGGACUUGCGCUCCAAUGAACUACACACAUUAACUUUCGACAAUAUAAAGCCUAUAUUGGACAACUUGAAACCGCAAAACAGUAAUCUACUACUCGAAGAGAACAGCUUAAUUUGUGACUGCAGACUGAAGUGGAUGCAUUCGUUAAGAAAUGAGACGAAAAGUCAGAAUACAAUAGAAUCCCUUGACGGUGUGAGGUGCAUGAUGGAUCCGCCAAUCGUGAGUUCAGCUUAUAAUAAAAUGCCAGACGCUAUGGAUAACAAACUGGAUUAUAAUCAAGACAUACUUCACGCCGGCCUAACCAUCGAGACGCUGGACGACAAAAUGAAUGUGACGGAGAAAAAGACAUUACCAGGCGACCUAUCUAAAGACGAUAAUGAAAUAUCCAAAAAGGGUAUAAAGAGGACUGUUUUGAAAAUCCCUCCUGAGAAUCUCCCAUGCCCGAGGGACGUUAUAAAAACAACAGAGCUCCCAUCAUAUUUAGCAGAUCCUGUAACACCAAUACAGAAUGAAAUGAAAACUUCUAGAUUGCAGGAAGCUAAUCGCGCUUAUAUGAACUUAAGGUCAAGUUUCACUGUUGCAGUUUUAUGGAGUGUUUGUUUUAGAUUUUUCUUUAUAUAAGUAACUGAAGUAUCUAGUUAAAGUAAGUGAGAUACAGACUAUUAAGCCGGCGAUUGAUGGCUGCGCACGGGUAUAAUGACUAACACUUUGCUAAGUAUUGUUUGAAACGUGGAAGAUUUACGGAUGUGUGGAAUAAAAAAGUAAUCUGUGAAGACUUUUAAGGUAAUUGAAUGAAAGGGAAUGUAUAUUAUAAAUAUGAGGGUGAUGUUGUUUAAACAACUUUUGUAAAUUGUAACUUGAGAUUUUUGUCUUUUUCUGUAAAGGAAUUUGUCAUAAUGGGCUACUUUAAUCAAAACUCACAUUGAAAAUUAUAAUGUAAUACUAAACAUUCCAAAUAGAGAGUUUGUUGAAAAAGGGUCACAGAUUUUAGGAACUGACAUGUUUGCUAUCCAAGCGAAUUUUUUAAGUUCAACAUUACAACAAAAAAUAACACCUGAAAAAUAUCACGAGAAGCACGCUUGCUCUUUUAACUUUGGUUCAGAAAGAUAACAUAAUAAGAGUAACAAACAAACAGCGGUGUUUGUUUUCGUUAGGAUAUAAAGCAACCUGUUAUAACUAACUACGCCUUUGUAAUUUCAAACCAAACAUAUUAGCAUGUUUGUGAUUUUUUUUCUUGAACUUUGUUUCGGUUCUUGUAUGUUCUAGAAUAGUUUCUCUUUC
Molecule: messenger RNA, 2370 nt
Organism: Trichoplusia ni (cabbage looper)
Lineage: Eukaryota; Metazoa; Arthropoda; Insecta; Lepidoptera; Noctuidae
Gene: Con
Product: connectin-like
Exons: 3
Coding region: 127-1710 (527 amino acids)
Molecular function (GO): protein binding
Source: RefSeq, a predicted model, not a curated record